AUGUAUCCGGUCAUGUUCAACUUCCAAGACACCAGCCUCCUCCGUUCAGUUAAAGAGGAGUCCCUACUCAGGAACAACUGGCCCGUCCAGGUACUUGACACAUCUCCAGGCAGGUAAGCAGGACUAGCACAAAGCCAACACAAUCCCAAAAAGAGCGGCCAAAGGGCCGACAUCCGACGGCCGUUCCAAGUUUUGGAAUGAAAUGGGCACGGCCUUGAGGGAGACCGAUCCGAAUCAUCAUCUCCCAGCACGGGGACCGUGGGACUAUUCCAGCACGAUCUCUCUCCUUCUCCCAACCCACCAGGGUCUCGCAAAACCCAUCGCGGCCGCACCGUCCAAUUAGCUCCGGAGGGGAUAAGUGAAAGUAAAAGGUCUAAUUCCCCCACAUCGAAGGCCAGGGUCCGCUCUUUCUGUUAUCGCCGCCAUUUUUAUGAACUAAUUCGGCCUUGGUGAAAAUGGCUGACCAUAUGUCGAGGAAUCCGCGAUUUUGAAUUUCAGCGCCCAGCUUGCCCGAGCCCAGUUCGAGCAUCCACCGCCAUCCAAUCUGAGGAAAAGCAACUUCUUUCAUUUCACUGUCAACCUCUAUGACCGCGCUAAUCAACCCAUCGAAAUUGAGCAUGCCAGUUUUGCUGGGUUCGUGGAGAAUGAGAAAGAAGUUGAUGGAGAAAACACAAGAAAUGGAAUCCACUACAGAGUUCAUCUUUUAUUUGGAAACGGUAGGGUUAAUGGAGAAGGUUGUUGUUCGAGAUUUGGUUAAGUUUCGAGCCACGAUUACUUUUUAUUCGAUCGUACUGGAUAUUGUGGAUUACUUGUUAUUGAAUUAAAGCGGAAGUUCUAAUUCCGGUCCUUGUUACUUGGUCUGUAAUUGACCGUAACUGGAUUAAAGAACGAGAUGCGCCUUUCCCGGCCUGUUUUGGAGGGAAUUUGGUUUAAUUAAGUCGAGUUGUAACUCAUUAAAUUCGGGGACCGGGUCGUAAAACAUGGCCAUGAAACGAGAAAAAGUGCCCGUAAGCAUAAAAGAAUUAAACACGAAAAAGCUGCAGAAUACAAGAGAUAUGAUAUCCAGUUGAUCCACUUAGAGAAAGUAAAUUCGUAAUCAUAAUUCCAUCAUGAUUCACCUUAUUAUUUACAGGAAUGCGGGCCGAACAAGAUUUAUAUGUGCGGCUGAUCGACAGCGUCUCCAAACAGGUGAGCGAUCUCGUCGAUGAUAACCAAAUGGUGUUCCCCAUAUGUUAGAUGACCUCAUCUUUUCAGGCGAUAGCUUAUGAGGGCCAUGACAAGAAUCCUGAGAUGUGCCGUGUUUUGCUGACACAUGAGAUUAUGUGCAGCCGAUGUUGUGAAAAGAAAAGUUGCGGUAACAGAAAUGAAACACCCAGUGAUCCAGUAAUCAUCGACAAGCAAGUUAUUUCCUAUAACAAAACUAUUUUUAUAACCAUUGCGCAAUUCAAUCAUCGUUUUCAGAUUUUUCCUCAAAUUCUUCUUGAAAUGCAAUCAAAACUGCCUGAAGAAUGCUGGGAAUCCACGAGAUAUGAGGCGAUUCCAAGUGGUGCUGUCAUCUACUCCAAGGGUUGAUGCAGACGUGUUGGCUGUUUCUGAGAAUAUGUUUGUUCACAACAAUUCGAAGCAUGGCCGAAGGGUUAAACGGGAGAGCGCUGAAAGUAAGCAUGCUCUUUUAAUACAUUAAAACUUAUAAUUUGUCGGUUAUCUAACAUUCAGACCUUUUGUUUUGAUUUAAUUUCCGCAUCCAAUUUCCCAGAGAUGUCCUCAAAGAUACCAUGGACUUUUCUUUUACGAGUGCGCGAGUUUCUCUCGCAUCUGCUCAUCCCCUUUUGUGAGGAUUGUUGCCCCGGAUGUCCCGUUUAAUAGCCCUAUCAUAACUCCGAGGGCCAAAUAUGCAAAUUAUGGGGCUUGCUCUCUGGGUGAUACAUGGCUGAAUUUUUUUGACAGCCGUAGACAAGAACACAUGGAUCUUAAGUCACACUGAAUACGGAUACUGUAGUUAUAAUCAAGCAAAACUAUGGUUUAAACCCCUAGGGGCAAGUCCGGGCCAAUUACCGAGAGUUUAUUCGUGCCAUUCUUACUGCAAUUACCCGAUAUAUACCUGAGAAAUACGAUACUUUUCAGUGGAUCAUUCGGUGAACGUCUCUUCAAUUGCGCCUCCAAUUAUAAAGACAAUCUGUCCAUCUGAAUGCUGGUGUCAAGGUGGAAGUGUAGUAGUGAUCAUUGGGGAAAACUUCCAUGAGAAUAUGCAAGUCAACUUCGGAUCAAAUACUGUCUGGGGGGAACUGAUAACACCUCAGGCAAUGAAAGUCACAGUACCCGCUAGAUCAACACCAGGCAAUGUGGAGGUUACAAUCAGCAGCAAAUUAAAGAGUUCCAGAAGUAUUGCUAGAUUUACUUAUGUCUGUAAGAAAUUCGAAAAGUUUUUCUCUUUAAUCAAUCCAUUUAAUUUUUGCAAAAUUAUGAUUUUUCAGCUUUAACUGAACCUAAUAUCGAUUAUGGAUUUCAAAGACUUCAGAAAUUACUUCCCAAAUAUCCUAACGAUCCAGAGAGAUUGCCCAAGGAAGUGAUCCUUCGAAGAGCGGCUGAUCUGGCCGAAGCUCUCUACAACCGAUCUCCCGCCGAUCAGCUCAGUCAAUAUGCUGCCAGUGCCUAUUCCGCCGUCCAUUUUGACUCCGGUAUUUCAUAACCACGGGAGGCAUAUUUUUUUUAGAUUACGCUCGUAAUUACUCACCUCGUGGACUCACGGGUUAUGUAGCGUCCACCACAGCUAGUCAAACGAUAGCUCCGAGUAUGUAUCAAAGUACCUAUGCAUCUGGAGUGGCAGGAACCCCUGGAACAGGCUUUCUGAAUACGUCGACGGGUAUGUGAGGGCACCCUUGUGCGUGUAAUUCUCAGGUUCCCACUUUAAGCAAAUUUUUUCAGGGUUCCCAUCUUUUGGAGGUGUCAAUCCUUUUAGCACUCUUCAGACGCUACAGAAACCGAGUACCUACUGA
Messenger RNA from Bursaphelenchus xylophilus (pine wood nematode), 2996 nucleotides. The record is from the annotation of a GenBank genome assembly. NCBI's taxonomy places the organism in Eukaryota, Metazoa, Nematoda, Chromadorea, Rhabditida, Aphelenchoididae.